AUGCCACGCAACCUGACUUACAGUCCGUCUCUACUGUCUCACCGGUCUCGGUUUCGCACAUGCUCAGGGUUGAGAAGAGCCCACGUCAAGUCCACGGCAGGAAGUCAAUCUUCGGCCUCCAAUACGUUAGAAGACCGAUUGGGUUCGGCACUCAGCGUUCAUUGUGUUGGCUUGCCACACCGAUCUCAAGUAGCUUCCAGUAGAAAGGCGCUCGGGGUCUACUUGCCUGCUUGA
This is a messenger RNA of Drepanopeziza brunnea f. sp. 'multigermtubi' MB_m1, 234 nucleotides long. NCBI's taxonomy places the organism in Eukaryota, Fungi, Ascomycota, Leotiomycetes, Helotiales, Drepanopezizaceae. The record is from RefSeq and is a predicted model, not a curated record.